Pocillopora damicornis (cauliflower coral) is the source of this 3407-nucleotide messenger RNA. RefSeq names its product transmembrane protein 272. NCBI's taxonomy places the organism in Eukaryota, Metazoa, Cnidaria, Anthozoa, Scleractinia, Pocilloporidae. The record is from RefSeq and is a predicted model, not a curated record.
UUAAAAGGCAUGCAAACACUCAACUUAUCACUAGUUUACACAAAAAGAAACAAAAGUGAUUGAACACCAAGAUAUGGGUCUGUCAACGAAGAUUCGUGUUUGUAAUCUUUUAUCUUUCCCAUAAGUUUAAUAUACAUCAAACAUCAAGAUCGAAAACAUAAAUAGAAAAAUAUGAGCGGAACUUGUAUUACACGGCACCGUAUUAAGCAGUCACCCCGUAUUAAGCGGUCAAUUUUCAAUGUCCCGAGAUUUUUCUCCUUCAUUUCUUUAAUUUUCAUUUCUAUUACGCGGUCAUGGACUCGUGGUCACCCUUUACUGAAUCCCGACGGCCUGUCUGUAUCGAAUUUAUCCUUAGGCGCAACUAGUCACAAAUUGAAAUACUAAAAAUAAUCUUUCAAGUAAAAAUUUAGUCCAAGUUUACCUCCCAGAAUCAGGAUUUUUGUUUGCUAAGUUGCCAGUUGUGGCCAUUCACCGUUUUUCUUUUGUAAUAACUCUUUUUUUGUGGAAUCUAUAUUAGGCGCCAAUCUUUAUAAGUCGUCACUCCGCCAUUUUCCGUGGGUGACCACGGAAUACAGGUUCGACUGUAUCAGUGGAGACUCUGGCAACUCCACGUGGCUUUUCCACAUCACAACCAUUGACGUCAAUAGCCUACAGGCUGAAACACAUAACAGACUCCGUGCAUAAUCAACAGUUUUGAACGCCACUGGUCCAAUUUCCGUUGCGAUAAUUAUAAUGGCAUGGACUAUUUUCAAAUUAUGACAGAUACACUGACGGCUUUACUUUUGUUUACUGUCAAGUCAAGAUGGUCAUUUGACAAAUUCACUACGUUUUAAAAAGCUGUGAUGCAGCAACAGAGCUGCGAUAUCAUGGAUGCAAUGAGAUUUUUUUUUCAUCAUUAUUAGGAUUAUUGCUAUUCUUUCUCGUGGUAUUCCAAUAUGGUCCAAUAUACAGCAUAAAUAUAUCAUCUAUCAGGAAAAUGUUAAUUAUUAUGAAUGACGCUAGCUAUUAACGUUCACUUUCUAUAUGCUAUUAGCAUAAAAUUAUGACGAGUAUUAAUAUUUCAAGACGGUAUGAAAUAUCUCCCGUCCAUUAGUAAAACAUUAACAAGACAACCACGUAUAAUAUUUCAGCAAAGAAGAGCAAGGUAAGGUAUUCCUUGGGAGUAAUUUGAAGCAAAAGGAAUGUUCUUUUUCCGAUGUCUUUCAAGAAUUGGCACCGGUGUAAAAAGCGAGGUUAUAUCGGAAAUCUUUAUCGACGAGCUUGAAGGAGCUGUUUAGUCUUCAUCGCAUUAUUUCAUGAAAAAAAAUUUUCUGUGUAAUUUUGGAGUGAGGCCCUGCAGUAUUUGUUUUGUUCCUUCGAGACCUAUUGAAUGAUAAACUUUUUCUAAGAUUAUCUGCUCCUUGGAAACUCAGACUAUGUUUUAAUAUUUAUUAUAAUUUAUAACAGUUCAAUUGUCAAAGCAAGAUGUUUUUCGUCUUGUCACGAGCGUGGGACAAAUAAAAAUUCUGAGUUCCAACGAGGAAUCGAACCUCAGACUUUUGGAUUCCGCGCUCCGAUGCUCUACCACUAAGCCACAGAGACUUCACGGCAGUUCCUCAAAUUCAAGAAUUUAUCGUAAAAGGAUCAAACAGAGGGCAAAACAUGGAAGGAGCGUUUGUAUCUUGCACGAUGAUUGUGGGUUUUGCGACAUUACCUCUUCACAUAGGAAUGAUCAUUAUUGGUGCUAAAUACAAAGACCAGUGCCCCGUUGAAAUAAUGAUCCCGAUCUAUCUGAUCGCGGCUGGAGCUGCUGGUAUUUUGGGCAGCUUGUAUUCCUUUGGAAUGUCGUUCCGAAAACAACGUGAUGAAGAAAGUGAAGAAGUAGGCCCAUUGUGUUCUCUGAAACGGUUACAUACCGUUAUACAAUUACUUCUCCUUGCCUGGUUCGCCUGUGGAAGCUUCUGGAUUUAUAAGAAUUAUCAGCCGAAUUAUACUGACCCUAAUAGUCCCAAGUAUUGUCAUAAGACACUUUACCUGUUUGCAUUUUGGUCCACUUUUUCCCAUUAUUUCAUUUCUUUUAUCGUCAUGAUCUGUGGUUGUUGCAUGCUUUGUGUUUUUUUCAUAUGCUAUAUUUACAAAUAUUCUCGAAAAGACUAUGAUAUGCCUCGAAUAUUUUUGCCAAAGAGCUAAUUCAUGAGCGCUUAAGGCCAACCGCAAAUGGGGAUCUGAAUGGAAUCAUUCUUGACCUAUGUAUUUGCAGUACGUUUAGGAUAAAAUAUGACGUGAUUUAACGCUAGUUGUGAUUUCUGGUUGAAAGCUAACUUGAAUGAGGCUGAAGGAGUUAUCACCAGUAGUGCAUGGAUUUGCACCAGGGUAAUCCCAAAAGAGAAGCCAUAGGCUAUUUUGAGUUGGUCAGUGGAGACCAGUAGAGGAAACUCACCAAAUUUCAGUUCAGUUUCUUUCGUGUGCGCCCGCCCUGUGUGACAGAUUUGAUUCUCAAGUAAUGAAAGCUUUAAUUAAAUAGUUACUUUACUAAAAAAUACAUAUCCAUAAUCCGCACAAAAUUGAAUGAUUUUCGAGAAUUUCUAUCAUGUGGAAAGAAAAAAAAGGAAUAAAACACUCUAAUUACAUAAAUCUUUAGUUCUUUUGAUACAAUGUAUUAACUUGAAUCAUGACUCUGGCAGCAGAAUUCAAACUCAGAAGCCUCCGGAAUUUUUCCUGCCUUCUGUCGUUUCCAUCCUUUUCCUGAAAAUAUUUCUCAUCAAAAUAUUUUAUCCAGUUCCCAUCGGAAGUUGUUCAAUUCUUGAACGCCGGUUUAACCUAUCGGUAUAUGGGAAGCAUACCGCAACCUUGACCGUCAUUAAUUCAAGUCCUUCUUUACUUGUAAUUUCGCCAUGUUUAUGACUUCUUGCAACGUCAUCGCUGGAAGUGUGCAGUAUGAAACGUAUAGUUACCUGCUUUAUCUCUUCAGGUUGCAAGAGUUUAGGUAAGAAGAAUCAUAGGCAGCCCAAGCUCCAGCUGUGAGAUGAUCAUCUCGCACAAUAACAAUCAUGGCGGAAUUAUUAGAGUUUGUAUGAGAAUAUUUACGACCGCUCUAAGGAAUAAAACAAUACGUCAAAUUAACAAAUAGAUUCCAAGUUGCCGUGCGUCUGUUCAGUAAUAGAUCACAGAUGACGUCAAAAUGUGUUAAGAACAAAAAAGUGGCACACGAGGCGCAGCCGAGUGUGUCACUGAUAAGCUGGAGCUUGGGCCGCCUGUGGAAGAAUGUAAUCUUCUAUCACUGGUUGACUACGUGAAUGAUUAUCUUUCAGAGAUGUACUCAACUGAUUGCGCACAAACGCCAACUGUACAUGUAAUUAGCCAAAUGAAGUCUUAAAAUAAAUAACUUCAAGAUAUAUUGAUGGAAAAUAAACUCUUCAUAACAUAAA